UCUCCAACCAUUGAAACAAAUUAAAGCAGACAUCUCUCAACACUAAUAACAAAAAAUAACUUGAAGUUUCGAAGAAACAAGAUGGGGAGGAACCAUUUUCAGCAGCAGCAACACUGUGCUGAUGAGAGCAUGUGGAUGGAGAGUCAGGGUCAGCAGCAGAGCUAUGCCCUCCACGAAGAUUCUUGGAGCUCUGAUAACAACUAUGGCCACAACCACAAGCAAUUCCCAGGCAUGCACAUGAACAUGAACAACCACAACAACAGGCUUGGUGCUUUUGCUGCUGUGGACUCUGACCUCUCCAUGCAAAAACAUCAUCAUGGCAACGUAGGAGGAGCCAUGCACAUGAACAACAGGCAUGGUGGCAAGUUAGGAGGAGGCAUGUUUCAAGACCAUGGCUUUGGACAUGGUUGUUAUGCACAGGGUGGCAGAAAGUUCCCUUUUGGUGGUCAUCAUCAUGGUAAUAAUAACGCCUCUCAUCAUGAGUAUUUUUCGGAGGAAUCCAAGAAGUACGAGGAGUCUUAUGCAGAGGAGCAUGUUGGCAGAGUCACGGCUAAGGUGGAUGAAAUGAGAUAUGAGCGUCAUAACUGGGGUGGUGGGGAUACUCGCUAUGCCAAUCCCUAUGGAAGGAACAACAUGAAUCAUAAACCCCACAAAUUUCAGUGGACAGCAAAGGGGGUCUAAUUAACUCUAAUAAACCCACCACCUACACCCUAUUAAUUACUUCUGCAUGCACUUGCUUCUUCCUAUCAAAUAGUAUCAAUAAAACAGUAAUAAAAAUAAUGUGUUCUUUGUUGUUUUCUUGUUGGAAUAAUUAAGAUCUCUCCAAUUUAUUUGGACCUUUGUGAUAUGAUGCUUGAUGCUACUUGUAAUAUCUUCUUUAACUUAAAGUUAUAAUAUAAAGUUGUCUUUCAUUA
Glycine soja is the source of this 914-nucleotide messenger RNA. RefSeq names its product GATA zinc finger domain-containing protein 14-like. The coding region runs from base 82 to 681 and encodes 199 amino acids. The record is from RefSeq and is a predicted model, not a curated record. The transcript has a single exon. Lineage: Eukaryota; Viridiplantae; Streptophyta; Magnoliopsida; Fabales; Fabaceae.